Messenger RNA from Thrips palmi, 398 nucleotides. RefSeq names its product general transcription factor IIH subunit 5 (gene Tfb5). The record is from RefSeq and is a predicted model, not a curated record. NCBI's taxonomy places the organism in Eukaryota, Metazoa, Arthropoda, Insecta, Thysanoptera, Thripidae. The transcript has 2 exons. The coding region runs from base 144 to 365 and encodes 73 amino acids. Gene Ontology annotation, cellular component: transcription factor TFIIH core complex; transcription factor TFIIH holo complex. Gene Ontology annotation, biological process: transcription initiation at RNA polymerase II promoter; nucleotide-excision repair, preincision complex assembly; nucleotide-excision repair.
UAUAACGUAUGGAGUGAGUGUAAACCCUCACCGGCCCGCCGGGCUUUUCCUAAUUUUACGCCGAAAAAGUGGAUUUUUCUACAGUUUCCUCUAUUUAUUCGAACGAGAAAUUAAAUUAGGCUGGACAGUGAAGCUGUGUGAUAAUGGUAAAUGUUGUGAAAGGCGUCCUAGUGGAAUGUGACCAGGCUAUGAAGCAAUUUCUCCUUCACUUGGAUGAGACAAUGGCCCUUGGAUGUCGUUUCAUCAUCCAGAAUCUGGAUGAUACCCACCUGUUUAUCUCUGCAGACAUUUUAACUACUCUCCAAUCUAGAAUUGAUGAUCUUAUGGAUCAAGUGAGUUUCCCACUGGUAGAGAAAGACGCUUAAUAAGUUUGUCAAGAUAUCAACAUGGCAUCCAAG